This is a messenger RNA of Rosa rugosa (rugosa rose), 856 nucleotides long. RefSeq lists its product as uncharacterized. Bases 99 to 611 code for a protein of 170 amino acids. Lineage: Eukaryota; Viridiplantae; Streptophyta; Magnoliopsida; Rosales; Rosaceae. Gene Ontology annotation, biological process: translation. The transcript is spliced from 4 exons. Gene Ontology annotation, molecular function: structural constituent of ribosome. The record is from RefSeq and is a predicted model, not a curated record. Gene Ontology annotation, cellular component: ribosome.
UUACAAAAUUACAAAUCCCCCAAAUCAGAGUCCGCCAAAUGAACCGGAAGUAGAAGAAGAAGAACCCAAAAGCUCACUCAGUAAAACCCUCGACGGUGAUGAUGCAGCGAUUAUGCUCCAAGCUUCGAAGUUUACCCUUACAAUCAGCCCACAAGACUCUACCAUCUCUCUCCUCUUCCUCUUCCUCUUCCUUGCUUCGAUCUUCUCGCCCUCUUCAUUUCGCUUCAAAUAGCAGCCACACAUGGAGCUCAACGUCCCUCUUCAAUGCCCAUUCACCAACCCAACCUUCACUGCUCCUCGCCUCUCUUCGCUCUUCAACAUUUCCCAUCUCAAUGGUUCAAGUGCGGCAUGUUUCGUCAAGCGAGCGUAAGAAGAGGAGAAAGCCAAUGACACCAGUUACUUCCAAGAUAAAGAAAUACAAAAUCAAGGGUUACUCGUCUUACAAGUCCCGGUUUAAGUUAUUGAAUGAUGGCACUAUUCGACGCUGGAGGGAGGGGAAGCGGCACAAUGCACAUUUGAAGUCGAAGAUAUCCAAGCGUAGACUGAGACUACCUGCCCUCGUCCAUCCUGCUUAUGCCAAAGUGAUGAAGAAGCUCAAUUUUUGUGCUUGAAGCUUUGGAAUCUCAUUUAGGUACUGCCAGUUCAUGGAGUGGAGAGGGAACCCCGUAGGCAUUUGAAAUUGUGUUCCUUCUCUUUUACAUUUCUGAGUUCCUUUCAGCUCUUAGACCAGCACUAGAUUCAACUGUUGGUACACACGUGAGGUUGUGGCUGAUGAAAUAAUCCACUAUUUUCUUCUUGAAUUUGUAUUUUCGGGAUGAGUAGUUGCUCAGCAAUUCAUUAGAAGAGUUUCAUUUUA